Molecule: messenger RNA, 1666 nt
Organism: Betta splendens (Siamese fighting fish)
Lineage: Eukaryota; Metazoa; Chordata; Actinopteri; Anabantiformes; Osphronemidae
Gene: emc9
Product: ER membrane protein complex subunit 9
Exons: 6
Coding region: 194-811 (205 amino acids)
Cellular component (GO): EMC complex
Source: RefSeq, a predicted model, not a curated record
CUUUUAUAUCUUGUAGGCGGGACCGGAAUUGCCUGUUGAGACGCCUUUUCAUUCUUGUGAAUCACUUUGCACCCAUCGAUCUGUUUCUCGUAUCUUUAAAACCUUCGCAAGGUCUAGUUAAGUUAAAACAUUAGAUUAACAUUUGCUUUUUUAAAUCUACGUAAUCGGCCUGUAAUUUUAUCUCUGGACAGUCAUGGGCGAGGUGGAGCUGUCCUGUCGGGCUUAUGUGAAGAUGUACCUGCACGCCUGCCUCUAUCCUCGGUGCAGCAUCAACGGGCUGCUGCUGUCGUCCAGCUCAGCAGGCGGCACUGUUUGCGUGACAGACUGCGUUCCGCUGCUUCACUCCCAUCUGCCUCUGGCUUUAACCACUCAGCUGGCUCUCACACAGGUGGAUGUGUGGUGUUCUCAGACUCAGCAAAGGAUAGUGGGCUACUAUCAAGCAAAUGCCUGUGUAUCAGACAAUAGCCCGACGCCGUGUGCACUGAAGAUAGCUGAUAAGAUUUCAGAGCAGUUUGACGAUGCAAUUAUGUUAAUGCUAGAUGGCAGCAAGAUGUCUUCAGAGUGUCGAGUUCCUCCCAUCGUGAUGUAUGAGCGUAAAGAUUCAAGAUGGACACUCAAAGAUAAACACAUGAUAAUGCUGAGGCAGUGGGAGGAGACCCGGGCGAUAGCCACUCAGAUGCUGGAGUCGGGUGAUCACACACUGUUGGUGGACUUUGACAGCCACUUGGACGACAUAACAUCAGACUGGACCAAUCAGAAGCUGAACACAAAGAUAGCAGAGCUCGCCUCGCCGGCCAACGGGAACAUCUAGACCGACGAGUCGCAGCAGUUUGUACCAGAGCUGUUGUUUAUGUUCUGACCUGUCAGUGUGAUGUUUGAGCCGACACAACCACACGUUCAACAGUUUAGGAAUGUUCAUUUUUAAUGCAUCUCCUCGACUGAACAGGACAAAACGGAACAUGGAUAAAUAAGAAAAUAUUUACACCUUGGUAGAUCUCUGUAGCCUCUCGAGAGUGUCUGAUGGUCCAGUUCAACUCCUGCCUGACAGGAAGACUCCACUGUAACAUUUAAACACUAUGAAUAAGCACCUGUGAUCUUUGUUACAAUGAACGGAGCAGACAAACAAACAAACAGCUGCUGUGAAUAUCGGUGUCGGUUAACGUGACGGUGGUGGUUUGCUGCUGGUUGUUUCAGUUCAUGAUUGAGUUGUUUAAUAACUGUUAAGCUGUGGUAGUUUUAUUUUCAUGUAUUUAAACCUCACAACAUUGUUUACCCUGUAAUUGAUGUUGUUUAGAAUUCUACUAACAACUCUGCAUGUCACCUCCGGCGUCAGACAUUGAGACAUCCUUUAAUUCAGAGCAUGUUUCACCAAACAAAUGACUUCAGUAGGAAAGAGGAACAGGAAGAGGCGUCAACAACCAGCAGGGCCAAACCGCCGCCGAUCAAUGAUCCACUUGUACUGUCUGUGAACCUAAGCUUUUUAAGCGGGUUCUGUCUUCUAGUAGUAGAACAGCACUAAUGUCAUGUUUACAGGAUCGUACAUACUGUAGGUGGACAUAAAGAUUUCACACAUAACAAUUAGGGUUUCAUAAGAACUGACCCAGACCCAGCGCUUUGCUGUAGCCGUGUAACUUUGACCCAUUAAAAGACGACUAUCGACCCACAA